AUGUCUCAUAGAACUCUUUUUCGUGACAUAACAUGUCGGAAUACAUUCAUUUGCCAGUCAUGCCAGUCGACUUUAGGCUCUUCAGCCCCGCCGCCAUGGGCCAUUCGACAUAGCUCUCGCGUGGCCCAACUGGGAGUACGGCCUCGACCUGGUGCCCAGAACACACAGCGCAAAUCUUCCCCGACGCAAUCCGCCCGAACUGACGCCGAUCCCAACAAAGCAGCUGCCGACCUUCUCAAGGAACUGACACAAAGGAAAACGGGCGAGCCUAUUUUGAAGUUCUUCGAGAAGAGUCAAUCCGGCAAGGUCGAGCAGCUGGGGGGCGAAGAUGCAUUUACGGACUCUUUGGGUGGCAUGGCCGAGCUGGAGAAGGAGUUGAAUGUGAAUUUCGCGGCUGACAUGCGGCGUAUGCUCUCUCGACUUCAGAACGAGGGCGGCUUGGGUGCUUUGGGAAUCAAUGACGUCGAAUCGAUUGCGAACGAUUUCGAGGGGAAGCUCGGGGAUACCAAGAACCCCGAAGAGAUGAUGGAGAACUUGGAUACAUAUAUCAAAGACCUGGAAAGCCAACUCGAGGCAGCAGGGUUCGACGUGGGGGAAUUCGAUGACUCUAACCCCGUGGCAACGAUGGACGUCAUAGAGGCGACUGCUCGCGAGGAUCCCUCGAAACGAAAGAAGAACCCUCGAAUCCCGCAGAUCCCUGAGAAGGCAUGGAGCUUCAACCAGCGAAAGCGGAUCACACGAUUGAAUGCGCUCCUCUCGCGAACGACCAAGGAGAUGCGAAGGGGGGAAGACGUCACGGCGAAGACUGCCCAGUCGGUCUGGAAGACGUACAGCGCGGCGCGGCAAUCUCUAGCAAAGGCUUGGGCGCAUGUCCCUCAAGACGUAUGGAAUCUGCUGUGGGACAUCUUGUCGCUGGACGGUGCGCACAACCCCAGUCGUCUCACAUACCUUUCGCUACUAGCAAGAGACAUGAGUGAAGCGAAAGUUGCUUUGAGCCCGUCGCAACAGCUGGUCACAGUAGAAGCUAUGUUUGUGGAUGGAUGGGAGGCUAAAGCCAUCGAAAAUUGGAAGAGAUGUAUGUCCACUCUUGGAGACAGCGGGGCCGACACUUUCAAGGAGUUCUGGGAGCUUGGAGUGCGCAUGUUCUGCCAACAAGGCGAACUUGUGCAGGGAGAGCGCGCGGUGAACAAGUUGCUCGAGCGUCAACUCGACCCACGCAUUUUGUUGCCGUACAUCAGGAGCUGCGCAGCAAAUCCAAAGGUAGAGGCAAGGGCAAAGGCCUGGGACGCGUACCGUCGGAUGAGAGACCUUCUUGGCUCUUCGAUGGGGCUCGAGGACUACGAUCAGGUGAUUUCCUUCUUUUUGACGACAGGACAGACGGAAUACGCUCUGCAAGCCUUCGUCGAUAUGAUGAGCUCUGGUACGGUCCAGCUGGGUGGACGAGAACGAUUGCCUUCUCAGAUCGGCAACAAAUUUUUCUUUGGCAAGUGGCUGAAACGACUUAUCGGUGCUGGAGACCUCGAUGGAGCGCACAGCGUUUUCGAAUUUAUGCGCUUCAAGGGCAUCGAAGCGGCCAGCAUUCAGGUGAACGGGCUCAUCGGCGCCUGGCAAAGGUCAGGCGGCGCCAACAACCUGGAGAGGGCGGACAAGCUGGCAUGGAACAUGAUCAAUGCUCGCAUUGACUUCGUCGAGAACCGACGUCGACUUUCAACUAUGCAAGGGCCAGUUCGCACAGUCGAAGUGACUGGGAAUGCCAGGAUGGCUGCCAUGCCCAAAGCCACGCUCGAGACCUUCUCUCUGCUCGCGGAGAAUUAUCGUCUACGAAACCUUCAUGGUGACCUAGCGAAGUUAUGGGACGCCUUCAGGGAAGCGGAGAUAAGCCCGGACGCCUUCAUGAUGAACCAACUACUGGAGUCAUACUCCCAGAACGGCAACAUCUCUGAGGCACGCCAGCUAUACCGGACGCUCGUGUACGAGCGCCAGGUGAAUCCGGACCCCUACACUUUCAUGGCAUUGUGGAAGAUGCUUGGUGUCAACCGGCUGCACAAUAUCGCUGGCGACGAGCUUGCCGACGAAGUCAGAAUCACGCGCGAGACUUUUGCAGAAAUGGUCCGCUUCUCAUCCCUUUUCAAACCCGACGGUCUCGACGGCCAGCUCGCGAGGAAAAUUCUCCACACCUUCCGCCGGCUCAAGGAUAAGCUAGGUCUCGUCGUCGCCCUCCAAGCCUUCAAAACCGUCUUCGACUUCACUCCGCCAGAGGUGUUGGCCCUCGAGAUGAUGAUGGAGACCACGAGUCUUGCGUGGGAGACGACACAGGCACGACAAAAGCUUCGUCUCGUGAAGCGCAAGAUUGACGCGCACGUCGAGAGCCGACAGAAGUUCAUUGGAGGGUCUCUGACUCUUGACGAGAUGACACCGAAGCAGCGUGGCGAGGAGUACUCUCACUACUUGCAGACGUCUUACAUGCACGACAUUGGUGAGAUGCCAGAUGGCCAUGUGACACAGGUGGCCAAGGAGAUGGGUGUGCACGAAAUUUUGGCAGGUCAAGGGGCCUGA
Colletotrichum orchidophilum is the source of this 2556-nucleotide messenger RNA. RefSeq names its product pentatricopeptide repeat domain-containing protein. The transcript has a single exon. NCBI's taxonomy places the organism in Eukaryota, Fungi, Ascomycota, Sordariomycetes, Glomerellales, Glomerellaceae. Gene Ontology annotation, molecular function: protein binding. Bases 1 to 2556 code for a protein of 851 amino acids. The record is from RefSeq and is a predicted model, not a curated record.